Fomitiporia mediterranea MF3/22 is the source of this 716-nucleotide messenger RNA. RefSeq lists its product as uncharacterized. The coding region runs from base 280 to 486 and encodes 68 amino acids. The transcript has 2 exons. The record is from RefSeq and is a predicted model, not a curated record. Lineage: Eukaryota; Fungi; Basidiomycota; Agaricomycetes; Hymenochaetales; Hymenochaetaceae.
CGCAAUAUGCCUACAUAGUAAAUGGUUCUACUACGGACCUGGACUGCGUCUUAUCUGUAAUCGUAUACUGCGUUGGAAAGCAACUACGGAUCGAUACCGAUUCUUUGUUGGCUGUGCCGGCGCAGAGGGUAUGUCUCAAACUCGAUCUGACCCUAUAGGAAUCUGGCAGAGACCGACGUUGCUGCUUGUUGAGCAAGUUGGUCAUUUGGGUCCGUUGCAAAGUCAGCCUUGCCGUUAGGCAAACGUGUUCAUUCGUCGUUGUUGCGAACACGUCUCAUAAUGAGUGAUAGAUUAAUCAUCAUCAAGAAACCGGGGAAGCACCUGCCCUGCGAUCAAAGCGUCUUGACUCUUGAGGUGGAGAUCUAUCCGGUGCGAUUUGAUGCUGACUAUCAAAAAUGGACUGCCGUCCCCCACACACCGCAGGCUCUCAAACAUCCGCACCGGGGCCGUAUGCGUUUUGCUUUCGGCAUGGCCCAAUUAGUAUAAACAGCCGAACGCGCUCGUAACAUGCUGUGGCUGUGCUGUCUGGCGUCUCUGCCGCCAAUAUUCAUAAUGCACCCUGAAUCAUCCCGCAGCGCAUUCUCAGCGCAUUCGUACUUAUAGGAGCCUUCACCAAGCGACAUGAUUCAACCUCGUACCUCGCGAAUGUGAUAUUCUCGCGAACACAUGAACCCAGUUCCUCGAGAAACGACUUCCACUACCGGAUCGUCCACAAC